AAAUCCAACAGAUGCUUCGUUCCGCUGCUCAUUCUGCGACAAUUUCCGCUGCUUCCUCUCGUCUUUCUAAUGCAGCAUUGACGACUGGCAUUCGCUCAUUUGCUUCUGCCAAGCCCAAGACUCUCAAGGAGCGUCUUGUAGAAAUCAUUCCUGCCAAACAGGCUGAAGUAAAGGAAAUCCGUAAAAACUUUGGCUCCAAAGUUCUUGGCGAAACCACAGUGGAAAUGGCUUAUGGUGGUAUGCGUGGUAUUAAAGGCUUGGUCUGGGAAGGCUCCGUACUUGACGCUGAUGAGGGCAUUCGUUUCCGUAACUACACUAUCCCCGAGUGCCAGAAACUUCUCCCCAAGGCUGAGGGUGGUGAAGAGCCCCUUCCUGAAGGUCUCUUUUGGUUGCUUGUCACGGGUGAGAUUCCCACUGUUGAGCAGGUUCGUGCCCUCUCCGCUGACUGGGCUGCCCGUUCUGCUAUUCCUGCAUACGUCGAAGACAUUCUGGAUCGUUGCCCAAACACCCUUCAUCCCAUGAGCCAAUUUAGUUUGGCCGUUACUGCCCUUCAGCAAGAGAGUUCUUUUGCCAAGGCUUACCAAAAGGGUGCAUCCAAAUCUGAUUAUUGGGACUACACUUUUGAAGACGCGAACGAUUUGAUUGCCAAGGUUCCCAGCAUUGCUGCUCGUAUCUAUCGUAAUACAUUCAAGGAUGGCAAAGUUUCAAAUGUUGAUUCUUCCCUCGAUUACUCUGCCAACUUUUCGCAUCUUCUUGGCUACAAGGAUCCCAAGUUUAUUGAGCUGAUGCGUCUUUAUCUCACUAUCCACUCUGAUCACGAGGGUGGAAAUGUUAGUGCACAUACUUCCCGCCUUGUUUCAAGUGCUCUUUCUGAUCCAUACCUUUCAUUCGCUGCUGGUCUUAAUGGUCUUGCUGGUCCUCUCCACGGUCUUGCCAAUCAGGAGGUUCUUCGCUGGGUUAUGAAAAUGAAAGAUACUAUUGGCCUCGAACCUACUGACGAUCAAGUUAAGGAGUAUAUCUGGGCAGGUCUUAAAAAUGGCCAGGUUGUUCCUGGGUACGGUCAUGCUGUUCUUCGCAAAACUGAUCCUCGCUACUCUUCCCAGCGUGAAUUUGCUCUCAAGCAUUUGCCUACUGACCCCAUUUUCAAACUUGUAUCGCAGCUGUAUAACAUUGUUCCAGCUGUGCUUACUGAGCACGGAAAGACCAAAAACCCAUGGCCCAAUGUUGAUGCUCACAGUGGUGUCCUUCUUCAGCACUUUGGCUUUGUUGAACAAGACUUUUACACUGUCCUCUUUGGCGUUUCUCGUUCUCUUGGAUGCAUGUCUGGUGUCAUUUGGGAUCGUAUCCACGGUCUUCCAAUUGAGCGUCCCAAAUCGCUCAGCACAGAGUCCAUCAAGAAGAUGUUCCAGAAAUAAGCCUACUGAUUUUACGCAUCUAAUCUCUUGGCAACAGUUACAUCACCAUCUCACCUUUUCUACUAGCUUUACAUCUAUUCUUUUUGAAUUGCUUCUAUCUAGAAUGAAUCACCGUUUUCAUUUACUUG
This is a messenger RNA of Batrachochytrium dendrobatidis JAM81, 1543 nucleotides long. Its product is annotated as citrate (Si)-synthase CIT1. NCBI's taxonomy places the organism in Eukaryota, Fungi, Chytridiomycota, Chytridiomycetes, Rhizophydiales. The record is from RefSeq and is a predicted model, not a curated record. Bases 12 to 1415 code for a protein of 467 amino acids. Gene Ontology annotation, cellular component: mitochondrial matrix. The transcript is spliced from 7 exons. Gene Ontology annotation, biological process: tricarboxylic acid cycle; citrate metabolic process; carbohydrate metabolic process.